This is a messenger RNA of Empidonax traillii (willow flycatcher), 3772 nucleotides long. RefSeq lists its product as uncharacterized. Gene Ontology annotation, biological process: homophilic cell-cell adhesion. NCBI's taxonomy places the organism in Eukaryota, Metazoa, Chordata, Aves, Passeriformes, Tyrannidae. Gene Ontology annotation, molecular function: calcium ion binding. The annotation marks the transcript as partial. Gene Ontology annotation, cellular component: plasma membrane. The transcript has 4 exons. The record is from RefSeq and is a predicted model, not a curated record.
CGGUGCCGGCGGUGCGGCGGCGGAGAUGUGCUCUGCGGGGAGGCGCUGGGGCCGGCGGCAGCGAGUCCUGCUCUGGGGCGUCCUGCUGGCGGCCUGGGAGGCGGCGUGGGGGCAGCUGCGCUACUCGGUGCCCGAGGAGAUGCCCAAGGGCUCGUUCGUGGGCGACGUGGCCAAGGACCUGGGGCUGCAGCUGCCGGCUCUCGCAGAUCGUGGCGUCCGCAUCAUAGACAGAGGUAGGACGCAGUAUUUCACUCUGCAUGGGAAGACGGGACAUUUAGUGACGGCCGAGAGGAUCGACAGAGAGCAGCUGUGCCGGCUGGUGGAGAAAUGCGUGCUGCGCUGUGAGCUGAUAGUGGAGGGGGAAAUGAAAGUUUACGAAAUUGAUGUGGAAAUCACGGACAUUAAUGACAACUCCCCCACGUUCAAGGAUACUGAAGUGGAAGAGAAAAUAAGCGAGAUGAAUACCCCAGGGUCGCAUUUUUCACUUCCCAGGGCUCACGAUCCGGACUCUGGACAGAAUUCCCUGCAGAGCUACGAGCUGAGCGGCGACGAGCACUUCUCACUGGCCGUGCAGACGGGCCCCGGCGGGGAUCAGCGUCCCGAGCUGGUGCUGGCGAAGGCGCUGGACCGGGAGGAGGCGGCGUUCCACGAGCUGGUGCUGAGGGCGAUCGACGGUGGCGAUCCGGCCCGGACGGGCACGGCGCGGAUCCGCGUGACGGUGGUGGACGCGAACGACAACGCGCCCGUGUUCAGCCAGGCGGAGUACACAGUGCGUGUGCCAGAGGACGUGCCCGUGGGCUCCACCCUCAUCACCGUCACGGCCACAGACGCCGACGAGGGUAUGAACGGGAACGUCAGAUACUCACUGAAGAAAGAGACGGACAUGGCAUUGGAUAUUUUCCAUCUGGAUUCUGAAACAGGAGAGAUCACGCUAAUGAGAAGCCUGGACUUUGAGGAAGGUAACGCCUACGAGAUGGAGGUGCAAGCACGGGACGGAGGACAACUUUACGAUACGGCAAAGGUCGAGAUCACUGUAACAGACAUAAACGACAAUGCACCUAAACUGACAGUGACUUCUCAGCUUAGUGAGGUCUCUGAGGACUCCCCGACGGGGACUGUUGUUGCCCUGCUACACGUACAGGACCAGGACUCGGGUGCCAACGGCGAGGUGCGCUGCUCCCUUGACGGGAAUGUCCCGUUCCUCCUGGAGAGAUCGCAGGGCAGCUACUACCGCGUGGUGACAGCGAGAGAGCUGGACCGCGAGCAGCAGUCGGAGUACAACGUGACGGUGCGGGCGUCCGACGGCGGGUGGCCGGCGCUGCAGAGCAGCAGGGUGCUGGCGCUGCGGGUGCUGGACGUGAACGACAACGCGCCGGUGUUCUCGCAGGAGCGCUACAGCGCGCGUCUGCGGGAGAAUAACGCGGCGGGCGCGCUGGUGCUGGUGUGGAGACUCCACAGCCGGUUCAGUAGACAGCGCAGCUCAAAGGUGGCUGCAGUGCUGUGGCGGCGCCUCCGGGUGUCGCUGUUGGCCGCCGCCGAGCGGCGCUGGAGCCGCAGCCGCCGCCGCCGCAGCGUCCUGCCCCCGCAGGCUGCUCGCUCGCCCGGCCAGUGGCGGCCAGAGCGGCAGCGGCACGGGCAGCAGAGCGUGGCGCUGGCCGUGCUGGCGCGGCUGCGCCGGGCCGGGCCGCCCGCCGUGCUGCGCUGCCUGGGCGCGCAGCGCUUCUCGCUGGCCGGCGCCGCCUUCCCGCCCGACUUCUGCGAGGGCACCUUGCCCUACUCCUACAACCUGUGCGUGUCCGCGCCGGCCCGCGCCGCCGCCGAGGCCGCUUGGCCGCCGCCGCCGCUGCCCAUCCUGCCCGCCGGGGAGCCCUGCGACAAGCCGAGCCCGAGCAGCAGCGCCGUGGCGGGAGAACCGCCCACCGACCCCGACGCACCGCAGCGACUGUCCCGUGUUUUUGAGUUUCCCAUGGGCAAGGCAGGGCGAUCAUCUCUCGGCAGCGCUCGGUGCCUGCAGUGCCGGGAGGAGGCUGCGGGCGCCGCUGUUGACCGAGAGGAGCGAGAGGAAGGUCGGAGCGCUGCAGCCCCGCCCGCUGCGGACCGGCUCGAUAGUUGGAUCGCUGGAUUCCUGGGUCUGAAAGGGGUCGGUUUCCGAUCGUCCCGUGGUGCGGAUCUGUGCUACAGUGAGGCGGAGGGGCUGGUGGGGGAGGCCGAAAGCGGCAAGUCGGAACGGGAGCAGGAGCCGGGUCAUUUAUCGGCGGCAGUGAUUUGCCGGCAGUGUUGCGGUGCCGGCGGUGUUGCGGCUGCGAUGUGCUCGGCGGGGAGGCGCUGGGACCGGCGGCAGCGAGUCCUGCUCUGGGGCGUCCUGCUGGCGGCCUGGGAGGCGGCGUGGGGGCAGCUCCGCUACUCGGUGCCCGAGGAGAUGCCCAAGGGCUCAUUCGUGGGCGACGUGGCCAAAGACCUGGGGCUGCAGCACUUGGAGCUCGGCGACCGCCGAGUCCGUAUCCUGGACAAAGGCAGGACGCAGUAUUUCGCUCUACAUGGGAAGACGGGACAUUUAGUGACGGCCGAGAGGAUCGACAGAGAGCAGCUGUGCCGGCUGGUGGAGCAAUGCGUGCUGCGCUGUGAGCUGAUGGUAGAGGAAAAGAUGCAGGUUUACGAAAUCGAGGUAGUAAUCACGGACAUUAACGACAACGCACCCAGCUUCCGAGAAGAAGAAACACAGCUGAGAAUAAGCGAGACGACAACCCCUGGAUCGAGAUUUCCGCUUCCCAGGGCUCACGAUCCGGACUCUGGACAGAAUUCCCUGCAGAGCUACGAGCUGAGCGGCGACGAGCACUUCUCGCUGGCCGUGCAGACGGGCCCCGGCGGGGAUCAGCGUCCCGAGCUGGUGCUGGCAAAGGCGCUGGACCGGGAGGAGGCGGCGUUCCACGAGCUGGUGCUGAGGGCGAUGGACGGCGGCGAUCCGACCCGGACGGGCACGGCGCGGAUCCGCGUGACGGUGGUGGACGCGAACGACAACGCGCCCGUGUUCAGCCAGGCGGAGUACACAGUGCGUGUGGCGGAGGACGUGCCCGUGGGCUCCGUCCUCGUCACAGUCACGGCCAGCGACGCUGACGAGGGAUUGAAUGGGGACAUAAAAUAUUCGAUGAAGAAAACAACGCACUCGGAUUCGGAUAUUUUCUAUCUAGACUCUGAUACUGGAGCCAUCACGCUGUUGCGGAGCCUGGAUUUCGAGGAAGGCGAUUCCUACGAACUGGAGGUGCAGGCACAUGAUGGUGGAGCACUUUUUGACACGACAAGAGUUGCAAUCUCCGUGACAGAUGUAAAUGACAACGUUCCCGAAAUGACAGUAUCAUCAGCGCUGAGUGAGAUUUCUGAGGACGCCCCAUCAGGAACGGUGGUGGCCCUGCUGCACGUGCAUGACCGCGACUCGGGGGCCAACGGCGAGGUGCGCUGCUCCCUCGACGGGAAUGUCCCGUUCCGCCUGGAGAAGUCCCUCGAGGACUACUACCGCGUGGUGACAGCGAGAGAGCUGGACCGGGAGCAGCAGUCGGAGUACAACGUGACGGUGCGGGCAUCCGACGGCGGGUGGCCGGCGCUGCAGAGCAGCAGGGUGCUGGCGCUGCGGGUGCUGGACGUGAACGACAACGCGCCGGUGUUCUCGCAGGAGCGCUACAGCGCGCGUCUGCGGGAGAACAACGCGGCGGGCGCGCUGGUGCUGGUGGUGCGGGCGACGGACGCCGACUGGGGUGGGAACGCGCGCGUGCGGUAC